Sorex fumeus (smoky shrew) is the source of this 1151-nucleotide messenger RNA. RefSeq names its product gamma-aminobutyric acid type B receptor subunit 1-like. Lineage: Eukaryota; Metazoa; Chordata; Mammalia; Eulipotyphla; Soricidae. The coding region runs from base 495 to 1151 and encodes 218 amino acids. The transcript has 5 exons. The record is from RefSeq and is a predicted model, not a curated record.
GCAUCCCCGCGACCUGUCCUUCCCGCGGGCCCGCACCCAUCCCUCACCUCGCCAUCCCCCUCCUCUCGGCCGCCUCCCUCGCCCCGACGCUGUGGGCGGUCCAAGGCGGGGCUGGGAUCCGGGCGGCUCUCGGGGCUGGGGCUGUGGGAGGUGUCCUCUCCCGGUCUCCCCUUAUCAUCCCCCCCCCCGCACCCCUCCCCGCACCCUCCUCCUUCCCUCCGCCCGGGAGCUUUCCCCGGUGCCCGGCGCCGCCUCCUUCCCUCCCUACUCCCCGCGCUUGUGGCUGCAGCCACCCGGGGAAGGAGAGACGGGGGUGGGGUUUGGGGAUCUGAGAGAGGAGGGAGAGACCCUGGCUGGGCUGGAGUCCGGAUUCGACGGGAGGAGGGAAGGGAGGACGGGAAAGGUGGAGGAGGAGGAGGGGGGAGCAGGGAGGAGCGGCCUGGCCUGGGGCCUUGCGGCCCGGGAGCGCCGGGGAUCUGGGCCGGAGCGCCGAGAUGCUGCUGCUGCUGCUGCUGUUGGCGCCGCUCUUCCUCCGCCCCCCGGGCUCGGGUGGGGCGCAGACCCCCAACGCCACCUCAGAAGGUUGCCAGAUUAUACACCCGCCAUGGGAAGGGGGCAUCAGGUACCGGGGCCUGACUCGAGACCAGGUGAAGGCUAUCAACUUCCUGCCGGUGGACUAUGAGAUUGAAUAUGUGUGCAGGGGGGAGCGCGAGGUGGUGGGCCCUAAAGUCCGUAAGUGCCUUGCCAACGGUUCCUGGACUGACAUGGACACACCCAGCCGCUGUGUCCGAAUCUGCUCCAAGUCUUAUUUGACCCUGGAAAAUGGGAAGGUUUUCCUGACGGGUGGGGACCUCCCCGCUCUGGAUGGAGCCCGGGUGGAUUUCCGGUGUGACCCCGACUUUCAUCUGGUGGGCAGCUCCCGGAGCAUCUGUAGUCAGGGCCAGUGGAGCACCCCAAAGCCCCACUGCCAGGGCACUUGCUCUUACCCCAGGCAUCUUUCCCCUCAGAAAUGCAGGCAGGCAUCUGCUCUCCCCCCUGACAGGUGUGGGCGGGGGCUGGGGACCAGGACAGGGAAGAUGGGCGCCAGUGGUAACUCUUCUCUGAUCCCCGUCUUUCCUGCUGCCAGUGAACCGAACACCGCACUCAGGUGA